Messenger RNA from Phytophthora sojae, 1095 nucleotides. RefSeq lists its product as hypothetical. The record is from RefSeq and is a predicted model, not a curated record. The transcript has 2 exons. The coding region runs from base 1 to 1095 and encodes 364 amino acids. NCBI's taxonomy places the organism in Eukaryota, Oomycota, Peronosporomycetes, Peronosporales, Peronosporaceae.
AUGUCCAGCCCCAGUAGGCGCCAUCGCGUCGUCCUGCUGCUUACACUCACUCUGCUGGCAACGUUAUCGGCUGCAGUCCCCGGCAAGAAAAACGGCACCGCGACAAUCUCGGAUUCUGGGUUAAACGGUAAGCUGAGAGACAACCAGCGGCGCUUGAGGACUCGUGCUCAUGCGGAAGAGCGAGGGUUCAGCGUCACGGCGCUGGCUGAAGCUAUGUCCAAGAAACCGAGCAACCAGAAGCAAGUCACCCAGCUCUUCACCAACUGGUUCAACAGAGUGGAGAAGGGGUAUUCGAAGGCCAACAUGAAUUCCGAGCAGGCCACCAAGGCUAUUGUGUCAACUCUGGCCGCUAAAUACAGUGAUGAGAGGCUCGUGGAGAUGAUGGUGGCGGCGAAGAAAGUCUCGUCGACAAAGAAGAUGGCUACCAAACUGGAGGCUGCACAGAUGCAGAACUGGUUGAGUAACAAAGUCAGCGCAGACGACGCGUUCCAGUUUUUGAAGCUUGACCUGAAGCGGUCCAGUGUCCUAGAGAGCCCGCAACUGAAAAACUGGAUCAACUACAUGGAUAUGAGGAAGGAUGAUCCGUACAAGUGGCUGCUCGAAGGACUGCUAAAGCUCGACGAUAAUAGCGCUAUUCGAACCGCGGGUAUGCUGGGUGCAACUAAGCAGAAUUCUGCUGCGUCCCCUAUAGCUCAAAACGUGGAGGAUUUGCUGCUGCAAAGCUGGAUGCCCAACACCGCCGAUGACAUUUUCAAGCGCCUAGCACUGAACAAGCAGGGCGAACAAUUGUUCGAGAACCCGGCGAUUGUUACCAGGGCCGCCUUUGCGACAAAACUGGACAAGCAGAAUGCUGGCGAGUCGAUGUUGUCGGUACUGAAGGCAACAUACAGGGAUGAAGUUCUUUUGUCUCGGAUGCUGGCUGCAGCGAAGGAGCGUGACAGUACCAAGACUAUUGCCACGAACCUCGAGAAGGCUCAGUUCAAGGACUGGAGCAGCACUGGCAAGUCCACAGAUGACGUGUUCGAUCUCUUGAAGCUGGACAGGCAAACGGACAGCAUGGAUGAGCUGUUGAAGAGCCCGUUGUUGGGCACCUGA